AUGGAACUGAAGCAACAAGUGAAAUCAUUUUGUGAGAAUGCAAAGCAAAUGAUUGACAAGAGAGGUCAAGAAUUAAAUGACCAGAUUUGUGAAUUGUGUCGAGAAGGAACUGAUUCGAUUCGAAGUAUAUUAAAGUUUAAGGAGAUUCAAGCAGAUAUGAAAGAAUCAUUUGAAAACAUUCAUUCACUUGGAGCCUAUGCAUUGAUAGAAGCAAAAAUCACAAAGUUUAUUCGAGUUCAAAGAGAUUUCAACGAAUUGAAACAUAAUUUUUCUGAAAAUGUAAAAACGCUUCAUCUGGUUCAGGUGCAUGGCCUUGAUGAGGGAAUUAAGGAUUUAGAAAUCGAAGUGUCAAACAUUGGAAAUGUUUUGAGAGAACCUUCGAGAAUAUUAUCAGUCCGUUUUUCAAAUUUAGGCACAGAAGGACCGAAUGGACCCACAAGUGUUGACACUUAUUACUCAGAUCAGCCCGAUCUAAACGGAAAAGUGACACUUGUCAAUGGCAUUCAACAAUGGACAGUACCAUUUGAUGGCCGUUUUCUCAUUACUGCUGCUGGAGCAGCUGGAGGAUCAAAUCCAUACAACAACUCCAUUCGUGCUGGAUACGGAGCUGAAGUGAGUGGUGUUUUCCAACUCAACAAAGGAACAGUGGAAUGUUCAUUCAUUAUCUUUCGAAAGAAGUUUUACUUGUCAUUGAUCAUAUAUAGGAGGCUCGUUUGUAGUCGUUUCGAACACGAAUACUCCCUUACUUGUGGCUGCUGGAGGAAAUGGAUGUAA
Molecule: messenger RNA, 774 nt
Organism: Naegleria fowleri
Lineage: Eukaryota; Heterolobosea; Eutetramitea; Acrasida; Naegleriidae
Exons: 1
Coding region: 1-774 (257 amino acids)
Source: RefSeq, a predicted model, not a curated record